Callorhinchus milii (elephant shark) is the source of this 1196-nucleotide messenger RNA. RefSeq lists its product as uncharacterized. The record is from RefSeq and is a predicted model, not a curated record. The transcript has 4 exons. NCBI's taxonomy places the organism in Eukaryota, Metazoa, Chordata, Chondrichthyes, Chimaeriformes, Callorhinchidae. The coding region runs from base 58 to 942 and encodes 294 amino acids.
ACUGUAAUCUGCACUAUCAUUUGAUUGGCAGUGAAAACUCUAUUAACUUCCUGGAGUAUGACACAGGGGCUUUCCAUGAGCUGUUGCUACUUAAUUUUGUUCUGGUUUUCGAUCGACAAGAUGUCAACACAAGGGCAGCAAACAGAAAAACAAUACGACCCAAAUGAUCAGACUCUGAAAUUUGUGAAAGGGAAGGAUGAAAUUACAGGAGAUGACGACCCUAAUAUUUUAAGAGCAGAAAUGUCCUGUGGACAUGCAGUGGAUCCAAAUUCGCUCACUGCUUGGUGCCGAAGCCUUCUAGAUCAGGGUCAGUAUAAGUUCUUCUGUCCAGCACUGAAGGAUGGAAUGACAUCAAAAUGUGGAGCAGAAUGGUCAUAUCAAGAAGUUCGCAAAUUGGCUGUACUGAGCUGUGAAGAACAAUUAUAUUUUGAGGAAACAGUUGCUCAACUGGCUGCCGCUGAAUAUUGUGAAUAUAAAUCAUGCCCAGGAUGUAAAACGUUUGUUAAACGCUGUGAUCUGACAAAUCUGAGUGUCAGAUGCAGCAUCUGUACCACAGAGAGAGGAAGUGUCUAUGACUUCUGUUGGCAAUGCAUGAACACGUGGAAGGGACAUGGCCCACGAUCUGAUCGGUGUGACAAUGAAGGCUGCAACAACCAAGAACUCGAAAUACUAAAGAAUUGUCCGUUAAUGAACUUACCAGAAACAGAAGUGAAACAAUGCCCUUCCAUUCGUGCUUGCCCAACCUGUGGCAAACUUAUUGAACAUAACCAAGUGGGAUGUAAAAAUAUAACAUGUUGCAGAUGUUAUGUUGAAUUUUGCUUUGCCUGUCUGGAGGUUACCACUGAAUGCCUGAAAAGCAGACCAAAUUCAUGGUUUGGUAUCUGUGCCAAAGCGAUUGCCCCAAGGCAAACAUCAAUUCCAACCUGGAAUCGACAUGGAUGAAAUACAAUCUUACCCUUAAAUAUAUUUCAAAAUAUGACAUUUAUAUUAACAGUCAGGUUAAUAUAUAUAUUAACAGAUGGUGCAAAAUCAUCCUAUACCAAUUAUAUGAAUUUGUAUGUAAGGUAUAUUUGCCUGGGUACCCAUACUAUGGCCUCUCAUAUGGUGAGAAUGGAAAAAUGUGGAGGAAAUAAUUUCUCAUGAUGGCGUAAAAUUAUAAAUCCCAAAUAAACAAUAAAUAUAUUUGUUCAAUGUUA